Messenger RNA from Ixodes scapularis (black-legged tick), 604 nucleotides. RefSeq names its product keratin-associated protein 5-4. Bases 110 to 577 code for a protein of 155 amino acids. The record is from RefSeq and is a predicted model, not a curated record. The transcript has 3 exons. Lineage: Eukaryota; Metazoa; Arthropoda; Arachnida; Ixodida; Ixodidae.
GUAAGCCUUCAUAUGCGAGUAGCUCGACGUUCCGUAGCCCUUGCGAAACCGAGUCUGUUUGUGCCUGCCUGCCCGAGUCGAAGCGCGACGGUGCGCGAGAGAAGUGAACAUGCUGCAGCACCUCCUGUUGGUCCUUGGCGUGGCGUGCGGGUGUUACGCGUCGGAAAGCCCCCUGCCCCGCUGCUCCGACCAGGUGUGCGCGAAGGAUCCGCACUGCGUGUACCACAGGGGCCGCUCGGUCUGCUGGAGUGUCGAGGACGCAGCUGACGAAGGUGGCACAUGCAGGUGUUGCCAGAACUGCAUUGCAGGUACCAACGUAUUCAUCGACGAAGAAUGCCACUCGGCGAUUCAGGGCUGCCAGACCUCCGAGUGCCCGAAGGUCAAAUGCACCUACGGUUCAUACAUUCCACUCUGUGACUGCUGCCAGAGUUGCAUCUCCAUAGAUUGCAAGCCCGAAGACCGCGACGAGUACUGGCCCAACUGCGCAGCCGUGAGCUGCGCAGCGUGCCCGGAGGGAACGACACCCAUCAGCAGUCCGUGCCGAUGCUGCAACGCCUGUGUGAAACCGCAGUCCUAAGACUUGCGUGCCAAUAAAUUUCUUAAC